UUUCCUUUGAUAGCAAGCUAUAUCAAAGGGUGUGCGUUCAGGAGUUGCAGGCUUACCGCUUCUAGAAAGAACACGUGGCCUGGAGGUGGCAGACUUGUAAUCCCAGUCUGGCAGUGAUAAGUACUUGUGAACCGAAUGGAUAUCUGACUAGAGGCGAUCCACACAAAAUGGCGGUGGCAGUCCAGCAGUCCAGCGCAGACAACCUUCUGGCUCUGCUGAAGGAGGACGAUGACGCCCUGAAACUCUAUGCACUGCAGAGCUUGAACAAGGUUGUCCAUGAGUUUUGGUACCAGAUAGCCUCUGUGCUUACAUCAGUGGAAGCAUUCUGUGAGGACGAGGAAUUUAGCCACAGGGAGCUCGCUGCUCUUGUAGCAUCAAAGGUGUUCUACCACUUGGGCGAACUUGAUGAUGCACUUUCAUAUGCUCUGGGUGCUGGCAAGCUCUUUGAUAUCAACGAGCCGUCCGAGUACGUGCAAACCACCUUAGAUAGGUGCAUAGAUCAAUACGUCCAGCUGAGGAACGACACAGCAGAGGAUGGGAAAGCGAAGCCUAUUGACGACAGAUUAUCAGCCAUUGUUGAGCGGCUCUUUGAGAGGUGCUUCCGGGACGGCCAAUUUGAGCAGGCCGUGGGAAUUGCACUCGAGGCUCGUAGAUUGGACAAGGUAGACCAGGCGGUCCAGAAGGCACCCGACAAAGUGGCAACGCUCACAUAUGCGCUGCGAGUGUGCCAGAAUUUGGUCAUCAGCCGCGAGUUCCGUUUUGAGGUCCUCAGGCUCUUGAUCAAGCUUUAUGAGAGCGUUGAGAACCCAGACUGGGUCAAUAUCGCACAGUGCUUGCUGUUCCUUGAUGAUGCGCCGGAGGUGGCCAAAAUCCUCGACAAGCUCCUGAAAGGCAGCGAGGAUGAUGCUAUUCUGGCGUACCAAGUCUGCUUUGACCUGGUUGAGAACGAGUCGCAGUCCUUCCUCACAAAGGUUGGAGCUCUGCUCGAGCAGCAUGCGCCCAGGACCGCAGCCCCUGCCCCAGAGCAGGCUGAGGCCGCGCCGCGGGACGGCGCAGCAGAGGCAGCCGCCAGUGAGGCACUGCCCAACGGGGUUGCAGGCGGACAGCCUGCUGCAGAUGACAUGGACACAGACGCAGCAGCGGCGGCAGACGCAGCCCCGGCCAUCAGCCUGACGCCCGAGGAGCAGCGCUACGUGGAGCGCUACGACCGCCUCAAGGGCAUCAUAUCCGGCGCCACCUCCAUAGGCCUCUACCUGGAAUUCCUGUACUCCCACAACCACGCAGACCUGCAGAUCCUGAAGAACGUGAAGACGGCGUCGGAGGUGAGGAACAGCGUGUGCCACUCGGCGGUGAUCUUCGCCAACGCCAUCAUGCACUCGGGCACGACGGUGGACUUGUUCCUGCGUGAGAACCUGGACUGGCUCAGCCGCGCCACCAACUGGGCCAAGUUCAGCGCCACCGCCGGCCUCGGCGUCAUCCACAGGGGCCACCUGUCCCAGGGCCGUGCGCUGAUGGCGCCAUACCUGCCACGCAACGGGGCGUCGGGGAGCCCCUACUCGGAAGGCGGCGCGCUGUACGCGCUGGGCCUGACCUACGCCAACCACGGCCACGACGUCAAGGACUUCUUGCUGCAGAGCCUGCGCGAGACCGCCAGCGAGGUGACUCAGCACGGUGCUUGCCUGGGCCUGGGCCUGGCAGCGCUGGGCACAGAGGACGAGAUGGUUUUUGAGGAGAUCAAGAACGUGCUGUACACCGACAGCGCCGUCGCCGGAGAGGCGGCCGGCAUCGCGCUGGGCCUUGUCAGCGUCGGAUCCGCCACCGAGAAGGCCUCUGAGCUGCUCACCUACGCGCACGACACGCAGCAUGAAAAGAUCAUCCGCGGAGUGGCGCUGGGCCUGGCGCUGGUGAUGUAUGGGCAGGAGGAGGGCGCGGAUACGCUCAUCGAAGACAUGACGCGCGACCAGGACCCCAUUCUCAGGUAUGGCGGCAUGUUUGUCAUGGGCAUGGCGUACCGCGGCACGGCCAACAAUGGGGCCAUCCAAAAGCUGCUGCACUUCGCCGUCAGCGACGUAUCGGACGACGUGCGCCGCGCGGCCGUGCUCAACCUGGGCUUCCUGCUCAUGGGCGUGCCCGACCAGUGCCCGCCCAUCGUCGCCCUGCUCUCCGAGUCCUACAACCCCCACGUCCGCUACGGCGCGGCGAUGGCGGUGGGAGUGGCGUGCGCGGGGACGGGCAUGCGGUCGGCGGUGGACCUUCUUGCGCCGCUGCUGACGGACGCGGUGGACUUUGUGCGCCAGGGCGCCCUCAUCUCCACCGCCCUCAUCCUCAUGCAGCAGCCUGAGGCCAAGGUGUCGGCGUUCCGCAAGCGGCUGGAGAAGGUGGUGGGUGACAAGCACGAGGAGGUGAUGGCGCGCAUGGGGGCCAUCAUGGCCACGGGCCUGCUGGACGCGGGCGGCCGCAACCUCACCGUGGGGCUGCGCUCCGCGUCCGGCUACUUCCGCCGCACCAGCGUGGUCGGCCUCAUGCUCUUCCUCCAGUACUGGUACUGGUACCCGCUGUCCUACUGCAUCUCCCUCGCCCUGCAGCCCUCCGCCCUCAUCGCCCUCAACGCCGACCUCAAGCUGCCCCGCAUGCAGGUGGUGUGCAAGUGCAAGCCGUCGCUGUUCGCCUACCCCACGGCAGUGACGCAGGAGGCUGCGUCCACGGCUGCUAAGGUGCCCACGGCGGUGCUGUCCACCACGGCUCGUGCGCGCGAGAAGGCCAAGAAGAAGGAGGCCGAGAAGAGCGCCAAGGCCGAGGGAGGCGACAAGCCUGCUUCCGACGAAGCAGGGACUGCCAUGGAGACGGAUGAGAAGGAGGCUGGGCCGGUCGGUGACAAGGCGGAGGUCGCAAAAGCCAAGGAGCCGGAGCCGACUUCAUACAAGCUGGACAACCCGUCGCGCGUGGUGCCCACGCAGCAGAAGUUUGUGGCCCUGGAGCCCAACUCGCGCUGGGCACCCAUCCACAAGAACCGCCCCAUCGCCGGCAUCCUCGUCCUCAAGGACCUGCGCCCAGGUGAGCCGGUGGAUCUGCUGACCAGCAUCAGCACCGUGCCCCAGGCAGCCGAGGGGCAGGCGCAGGCCAAUGGACCGCCGGCGCCAGCCAACCAACAAGAGCCACCGCCGCCAGAGCCCUUUGAGUACACCCCAACGUGAAGGAUUUGAGGAGGCCGACCUUCUGCUGCAUCCGGAGAAGAGCAGCAUGUGAUGGAGGAUGCGUCCCAUUGCUGUCAGUAGCAUCUUGCAAUUCAUUUUGCUGAGGCUGGUCGUGAGAGCCUCUCCUCCAAGAUCUUGACCUGUGGAGAGGCCUGGUGUUCCUGUGUGCGUAUGCACUCUGCAGUGCUGACUGAGUUGGAGUUUUGGGAGGCCUGCUUGCAGUGUGUGCAGCAGCUUUGACCUGACAAUGUGGUGGGGUGCUCUGCUUGUGCUGAUGGCCCAGGCCAGCCCAACAAAUAAGAUGUGCAUCUAGCCAUAGGAAGAGGGCUUAUGAGAGUGAUUGGACGGCGGGCUACUGUGAAGGGAUUGUCAUGUAUGCCCCAUGGCAUGCCCAAGUGGGAUCCUUGGGGCCGCCAGUGUGUGCUGAACUCAUGAGUUGGUAAGUCAUAAGCAACCUUUAAUUGGGUCGCCCUC
Messenger RNA from Coccomyxa subellipsoidea C-169, 3668 nucleotides. Its product is annotated as 26S proteasome regulatory complex, non-ATPase subcomplex, Rpn2/Psmd1 subunit. Lineage: Eukaryota; Viridiplantae; Chlorophyta; Trebouxiophyceae; Coccomyxaceae. The transcript has 18 exons. The record is from RefSeq and is a predicted model, not a curated record. Gene Ontology annotation, biological process: proteasome-mediated ubiquitin-dependent protein catabolic process; regulation of protein catabolic process. Gene Ontology annotation, cellular component: proteasome storage granule; proteasome complex; proteasome regulatory particle, base subcomplex. Gene Ontology annotation, molecular function: enzyme regulator activity. The coding region runs from base 168 to 3194 and encodes 1008 amino acids.